Molecule: messenger RNA, 930 nt
Organism: Notodromas monacha
Lineage: Eukaryota; Metazoa; Arthropoda; Ostracoda; Podocopida; Cyprididae
Source: the annotation of a GenBank genome assembly
AUGGUUCACGUAUGAAAAAAAGGAUGAAAUAGUUUUCCGUAAAUAAUUUCCACCCCUCUCGAAAGAAAAUCUGCCGCAUUUUCCCCCGUGCGUCUGUAAAAACCUUCCAAAUCACCCAGUAAUUCCCGUGGAACGCGUUUCGCCUCGUCAUUCGGCGGGUUUACUCUCAAAAUUGAGGAUUUCACCAACAUGUUUUUUGCCGACGACAUUUUCAUACGGUUGGAGUUAUCUCCGCCGGAAAGAAGAGUGAAAACUGCUCCAGUUGCGAGCAAUCGAAUCAAGUUUGAGAACGAUGUGUCUGGAGGUGGUUCUUAUGAAACCCACUAUGCGGACGAAGGACGAUGUCUCGGUCCUCACUGGAAACGCGUUCGUCUCCUUUCACAAAAGGAGGACGAUAGUGCGGAGAGGAAUGGUGACGAGACAAAAGAGGAUAAGAACGACGGAGGUGAUGGCAAUGGCGAUGAAGAUUCCGAUGAGGAAGAAUCGAAAACUGUAGAACCCCCGCCAUUACCGCCUCCACCACCAGUUGAAGAAGAAAAGAAGGAAGAAGCAGAAGAUGAACCGCCACCAGCUAAAGAAGAAAAGAAAGAAGUGAAGGAUGAAGGCGGGAAUGGUGAUGGUGGCGGAGAAGACGGAGAAAUGUCCGACCCCUUGGAACGACUGAAGGGCGAAUGUGAAGCAAACAAGAAAUGUGUAGCGCUCAAAGCCCGACUGGAAGAAUGCAAUGAUCGCGUCAAUAGCUGCGAAGGAGAGACGACUGAAACGUGCGAAGAAGAGAUCAUGGAUUUUAUUCAUUGCAUUGACCACUGUGUUGCGAAAGAUCUCUUCAAAUAUGUUAAAUAAUUCGAUUUGAAUGUUUAUCCCUUCUUUCGUGACGUUUUGUCUAAACACGAUUGUGACGUUUGCAGAAUCAGUGCCCAUUAAACGUGC